Messenger RNA from Jaminaea rosea, 1421 nucleotides. Its product is annotated as PP2C-domain-containing protein. Lineage: Eukaryota; Fungi; Basidiomycota; Exobasidiomycetes; Microstromatales. Gene Ontology annotation, biological process: protein dephosphorylation. The record is from RefSeq and is a predicted model, not a curated record. The transcript has 5 exons. The annotation marks the transcript as partial. Gene Ontology annotation, molecular function: cation binding; protein serine/threonine phosphatase activity.
CUUAGGGCAACAGAGGCAGAAGCAGCAGCCUCUUUGGCUCGCUCGACUGGCCUCGUCCGCGCCGCGCUGCCGUGGCCGGUCCGUCCUGACGGCCCUCAAUGACGCAUCACCUCGCAGCCUCGAGGCUACCACCUUACCUCCUCAUCCGAUAAAACUCCCUCUCCCUCUCCACACUCUUGGUUCACUGCAUCGAGAGCAUUCUCUUUCGUCGUCAUCGUCAACAAGAGCAGAGAACAUUGCGUACCACGCUGAAGAUACAGAGACGACAAGACGGGUUCUAUUGAAACUAGGAGGCAUCCAGUGAUACCCCUCCCCCUCCUCUCUCUCCCUCUUUCUCCACCAAUCUCUCAUCCAUCAUCCUAGCAGUAGCAGCAACAACAGCAGCAGCAUAACAGCAUCUCGACUUCCCUGUUUCUCCCCUCUUCACUACUCUCCCUCUUCACCUCUUCUUCAUCAUGGGUCAAACGCUGUCAGAGCCCGUGACAACCAAAGACACGGCCGCCGGCGAGGAUGAGGCCUUGGCAUGGGCCGUGAGCAACAUGCAAGGAUGGCGUAUCUCGAUGGAGGACGCACAUCAAAUGAUCCUGGAUCUCGAAGGCAACUCAAAGAGUGAUGAGAAGACUGCCCUCUUCGCAGUAUUCGAUGGCCACGGAGGUUCUGAAGCAGCCAAAUUCGCAGCAAAGCGUCUCCACCUCGCCCUCGCCGGCCUCGAUAGCUACAAGGCUGGUGACUACCGCCAAGCCCUCAAGGAUGCCUUCCUCAAGACGGACACCGACUUCUUCACCGAAGUUGACGGUGACCCGUCUGGCUGCACAGCCGUCGCCGCUCUGCUCAAGGCUCCCAAGCAAAUUUACGUAGCCAAUGCUGGAGACUCGCGCUCCGUCCUCGGCCUCAAGGGCGAAGCCAAGCCAAUGUCCUUCGACCACAAGCCGGGCAACAAGGACGAAAACGCCCGCAUCGUUGCCGCAGGAGGUUUCGUCGAGUUUGGCCGCGUCAAUGGUAACCUGGCCCUCUCUCGUGCCAUUGGAGACGCCGAGUUCAAGCGCAACUCCUCCCUCUCUGCUGAGACGCAAAUCGUCACCGCCGACCCAGAGAUCAUCGUGCACGACGUCACGGGCGAAGAGGAGUUCCUCGUCCUCGCCUGCGACGGAAUCUGGGACUGUCUCUCCAAUCAGCAGGUCGUCGACUUUGUCCGCCGCGGCAUCGCACAGGGCAAGGAGCUCACGACAAUCUGCGAGGAGAUCAUGACGCACUGCCUUGCGCCCGACAGCGAAAUUGGCGGCGUCGGCUGCGACAACAUGACAUUCAGCGUUGUGGCUAUGCUUGGCGGGAGGACCAAGGAGCAGUGGUACAGUUGGGUCAAGGAGCGAGUGGAGAAGAAGAUUGGAUGGGACACGCCCGAGGAGAUUGCGCCCGUCUUU